Molecule: messenger RNA, 369 nt
Organism: Penicillium argentinense
Lineage: Eukaryota; Fungi; Ascomycota; Eurotiomycetes; Eurotiales; Aspergillaceae
Product: FKBP-type peptidyl-prolyl cis-trans isomerase
Exons: 6
Coding region: 1-369 (122 amino acids)
Molecular function (GO): peptidyl-prolyl cis-trans isomerase activity
Source: RefSeq, a predicted model, not a curated record
AUGGGUGUCGAGAAGAAGACUCUCUCCGCCGGCAACGGUGUCGACUUCCCCCAGAAGGGUGACAACGUCGCUAUCCACUACACUGGCUGCCUCUACGAUGCCAGCAAGGCCGACAACCACUUCAUGGGUGACAAGUUCGACAGCUCCCACAACCCCAACCGUGGCCCCCUCGCUACCCCCAUCGGUGUCGGCCGUCUGAUCAGAGGUUGGGACGAGGGCGUUCCUCAGAUGAGCCUCGGCGAGAAGGCCAUCCUGACCAUCAGCUCUGACUACGGCUACGGUCCCCGGGGCUUCCCCGGUCUGAUCCCCGAGAACUCCGCCUUGGUCUUCGAGGUCGAGCUCCUGAAGAUCAACAACAAGACUGUCUAA